GGAAGUCUGGGUGAUCAGAAACAUGGAGUUUAGUGUUCUCCUCCUCCUUGUUCUGACUGUAUUCACGGGUCUCUUUCUGCUCUUGUCAAGGAACCACUCAAAGAAACAUGAAUGCCUCCCUCCUGGACCCCGUCCCCUUCCCGUCCUGGGAAACCUUCUUCAGAUGGACAGAAAGGGCCUGCUCAACUCCUUCCUAAAGAUGAGAGAACAAUAUGGGGAUGUAUUCACUGUGCACAUGGGACCAAGGCCUGUGGUCAUAGUAUGUGGAACAAAGAACAUCCGGGAGGCCCUGGUGGACAAAGGUGAUGCCUUCUCUGGUCGGAGGAACAUUGCUGUGAUGAGCCCACUUUUCCAAGAAUAUGGUAAUGUCUUUGGUAAUAAUAAACGUUGGAAGUUCUUACGAAAAUUUGUUCUGGCCUCCAUGAGAGACAUUGGAAUGGGAAUGCGGAGCAUUGAGAAGCAAAUUCAGGAGGAGGCUCAGUGUCUGGUGGAGGAGCUGCACAAUACUAAUGGAACUCUCCAGGAUUCAAUCUUGUUCCACUCCGUCAGUGCCAACAUCAUCUGCUCCUUUAUAUUUGGGAAACGUUUCUCUUACCAAGAUCCUGAGUUCCUUCGACUCUUGGAAUUGUUAUCCCAAUCAUUUAGCCUCUUGGGCUCCUUCUCCUGCCAGAUGUAUGAGCUCUUCUCUGGCUUCUUAAAAUACUUCCCUGGCUCCCACAGAGAAGUCCUCAAAAAAAUGCGUGAGAUCAUCGCUUUCAUCCGUCGCAUUGUGGAGAAGCAUCGUGAGACUUUGGACUGCACUGCUCCCAGGGAUUUCAUUGACACCUACCUAAUUCAAAUGGACAAAGAAAAGUCUGACCCCAAUGCUGGCUUCCAUCAGAAGAACCUUAUCAUCACUGCAUUUGUACUCCUCCUUUCUGGAACAGAAACCACCAGCACUACACUCCGCUGUGCAUUCCUGCUCAUGCUUAAGUAUCCCCAUGUCGCAGAGAGAGUUCAGAAGGAGAUUGACCAAGUGGUUGGCUCACAUCGUGCUCCCACCCUCAAUGACCGAACCAACUUGCCAUACACAGUUGCAGUCAUCCAUGAGAUUCAGAGAUUUUGGGAUAUUGCCCCUAUUGGUAUGCCUCAUGCUGCCGUCACGGAUACACACUUCCGAGGCUACAUGAUCCCAAAGGGUACUGAUGUAUUCUUCAUCCUGAACACUGCUCUCCAUGACCCAAAUUACUUCAAGAAUCCAGAAACCUUCAACCCUGAGCGUUUUCUAGACUCCAAUGGGGCACUGAAGAAGAAUGACGCUUUCAUGCCUUUUUCAUUAGGGAAGCGCACUUGUCUUGGAGAAGGCAUGGCCUGCGCCGAAUUAUUCCUCUUCUUCACCACCAUCCUGCAGAACUUCAACUUGGCCACCACGAAGACCCCUGAAGACAUUGACCUCACUCCAAAGAAGUGUAGUGUGAACAUAAUACCCCCACUAUACAAGAUCAGCUUUCUGCUUCGAAGUGAAGAUUGACAGACCAGUUCAAAGGACCCUGAUUAAGAAUCCCCACGAUUAUUAAUAAUCCCAGCC
Suncus etruscus (white-toothed pygmy shrew) is the source of this 1567-nucleotide messenger RNA. Its product is annotated as cytochrome P450 2B11-like. Gene Ontology annotation, cellular component: intracellular membrane-bounded organelle; cytoplasm. The coding region runs from base 23 to 1510 and encodes 495 amino acids. Gene Ontology annotation, molecular function: iron ion binding; oxidoreductase activity, acting on paired donors, with incorporation or reduction of molecular oxygen, reduced flavin or flavoprotein as one donor, and incorporation of one atom of oxygen; heme binding. The transcript has 9 exons. Lineage: Eukaryota; Metazoa; Chordata; Mammalia; Eulipotyphla; Soricidae. Gene Ontology annotation, biological process: xenobiotic metabolic process. The record is from RefSeq and is a predicted model, not a curated record.